GCCCCAUCUGGUUGCGCCAGACUUGCGAUUCUCAUUUUCAUAAAACUGGCAUUACGGUAGACCAGCAUGCCGGAGAAUUACUUACAAGCAUAUAUCGCCUCUCAGAUUCGGUAUACGAUAACACCAAUCUUUGUAUAAGUCAUAAGCCCAGGCAUCCCUACGCCCACAUGUCUAUCACUAUGACGACCGCUGCACCACAACUUUCUCGCGCCGCCGUGAAGGCCGCCACACCGCUUAAACCCAUCCUGAAGUCCUCUUCUUCCUUACUUGGCACGAGAAGAUCUAGCGACGAAGCCGACCUCGAUAAUAAUACCAUGGAGAACCCGCAAAGUCCCCGAAAACGCCAGAGAGUCGAGUUCGAUCUGAACAACAUCGAAGUCCACGAGAUAGGCGCGCGAUCGGUUGGCGAGAUCAAACAAGAAAUAAGGAAGGCGCUGGAUCGUCAUGAUCAAGGAGACGACGAAGACUACGACAUACUAAAGGAUACCUUAUCUGGAAAACAAUCAUACGACGACGAUGACGACGAUGAAGAUGUAGAUCCUACCAUCCCAGAGAGGCGGCGUCAGGAACUUAAGGUCUAUUUGGUCUCACUUUCCAGCUUCUCUCCGCGCCUAGGAAGAUCAUGCGACGGUCUAAUUAAGAGUGUUUUGCAAUGCCAGUGGCUUGGCCGAGAUGACCAAUUUGCCAAGAUCUACGUCCAAUUUCUCGCGGCUCUUGUCAGCGCGCAAGGGCCUCGUCUCACACAGGUCUUGAUAUGCAUCCUAGAAAGAUUCACCGACUCGAGACCUUCCGACUGGGCCGUCCCGAAUUACCCUACCGUCAGCCGCGAGGCUGCACAACAGAGACUACAUGUUGCUUUACGCUACCUAUUAUCACUAUUCCCUGCCGCCAAGCCUGUCCUAGAGCAAUUGAUGGCUACGAAAUAUCCUUUUCACGACGAAUCUAAGCGAAUGCAUCUAGCUUACGUGGAUAAUCUCUUAAGGCUGCGAAAAUACUGUCCCGACUUGAAGACGGAAAUCAUGGAUCUAAUCAUUAGUCGAUUGGUUAAAAUCGACGUGGAGAUGCAAAUGGACCUUGACGACAUGGAUGAUAGGCUUGCUGCAAUGGUUGCUAUGGCUCUGAAGUCCUCGCGCGAAAACGGCAACCAGGACGAAGAAGAUUCGGACGAAAGUGAUGCCGAGUCGGUAGUUAGCGAAGAGGAGGACGAGGACGAUGAAUACACGCGCGUCAAAACAGCCAAGGAGAGCAUUGAAAAGAUGGAUUAUAUUCUCGACACACUUUUCGACAUCUAUACACCCAGCUUCGCCGACCCGGAUUCCGAUGAAGCCCUAGAAGCGUUCGAAGACCUUCUCUCCGAAUUUUCUAACCUCAUACUACCGACUAUCAAAUCAAGACAUACCCAAUUCUUGAUCUUCCAUUUUGGCCAACGAUCCGAGAAGCUUAUCGACGCGUUUUGUGGCACUUGCAUCAAUAUCGCUUUCGAGUCACAACGUCCUCUGAUCCUACAACAAGCCGCAUCUGCAUAUCUGGCGAGUUUUGUUGCUCGCGGAGCGCACGUACCUGGUCAUAUCGUUGUUAAAAUUUUCGAGGUUUUAGGCUUCCACUUGGAUCAAAUGCGUACCCUCUACGAAACCUCAUGUCGCGGGCCUGACGUCCGUCGAUAUGCGCCAUUCUAUGCAUUAAUGCAGGCGUUAAUGUAUAUCUUCUGCUUCCGAUGGCAAGAUCUGAUUAGGUCAGUACCUGACGAAGUCGACAAGGAUGACAUCUCGUCAUACCUGGACCAGGAGAUUGAGUGGGAGUCGGAAAUCAAAGACAUAAUGAGGCGCAACAUCUACUCCAAACUCAAUCCCCUCAAGGUCUGCUCGCCAGUUAUUGUUAACCAGUUCGCGAAGCUAGCUCAUCGAUUUCGAUUCAUGUAUGUUUACCCAUUGAUCGAGGCGAAUAAGCGUCUUCGUUUGUCGCAAUUCUCGACCGGGGCAUAUUCUAGCGGGGGUGCUUUACGAGACUUGUCUUUUGACAUGAACGACGAGAGCUGGCAACAACUAGGCUCUUUCUUCCCGUUUGAUCCAUACCAGCUCCCAGUGAGUAAGCGAUGGGUCGAACAAGAUUAUUUGCAGUGGCGACAUAUUCCUGGACUCAACCAGGAGGAGCUAGAUGAUGAUAGUGAUGAGGAUGAACAGGAAGGAGAAAACGACGAAGAAGUCGACGAGGACACUGCUACUGACGACGAGGUCGGAAACGACGAAUAGGGCAAUGAACGGGAGGGCAUGGACUUUCUGGUUGCAUUUGGUCGGCGUUAGCAUUAGGCGAAGGUUAAGGAAAAGGAUGAUACCUGUAUUUAUGGGGCGUUUAAGGGAC
This is a messenger RNA of Hypoxylon trugodes, 2358 nucleotides long. Its product is annotated as RNA polymerase I-specific transcription initiation factor RRN3. Bases 168 to 2249 code for a protein of 693 amino acids. The record is from RefSeq and is a predicted model, not a curated record. Gene Ontology annotation, biological process: transcription initiation at RNA polymerase I promoter. Gene Ontology annotation, cellular component: nucleus. Gene Ontology annotation, molecular function: RNA polymerase I core binding; RNA polymerase I general transcription initiation factor activity. The transcript has a single exon. NCBI's taxonomy places the organism in Eukaryota, Fungi, Ascomycota, Sordariomycetes, Xylariales, Hypoxylaceae.